AUGGGGUUUGGGAAAGGGCUGCAGAUGCCCUUAUGGGCCCUAGUGUUAACGAUCUGCUGUAUCCAACAGAAAGUUUCUAGCACAGAGAGUGUAUCUGGAAAAGUUACCAUCAUCCCACCACUGACAACAACACCAGUUAUAACAUCAUUCAACCCAGCUCACAAUGGGAAAGUGUGUAGCACGUGGGGCAAAUUCCACUUCAAGACAUUUGAUGGGGACAUCUAUCGUUUCACUGGCCUCUGCAACUAUGUCUUUUCCUCCCAUUGCAAUGCUGCCUUUGAGGACUUCAACAUCCAAAUCAGGCACACAAUGAUGGGAAACAAUGUCACUAUUAGUACAGUGACCAUGAGGACUGAUGGGGUCGAUUUUGAAAUGGAAUCGGAUACCAUUUUGGUUAAUGGUGAAAGGGUUCAGCAGCCUUACAGUGGCCCUGGAUUUCUUAUUGAGAGAGUUAGCAACUAUGUGAAAGUGACUGUGAAGAUAGGCCUGGUAUUAAUGUGGAAUGAAGCAGACAGCUUAAUGAUGGAGCUGGAUGAAAAAUAUGCCAAUCAGACCUGUGGGCUUUGUGGGGAUUUUAAUGGCAUUCCAACUUACAAUGAAUUCUUUUCAAACCAUGCCCACAUAACUGCCUUGCAAUUUGGGAAUAUGCAGAAGCUGAAUGGGCCAACAGAAGACUGCGAGGAUCCCGCACCAGCCCCUCUAAGCAACUGCACUGAUGAAUACAAUAUAUGCCGUAGUGUACUGAAUGGCCCUGAAUUCUUUGAAUGCAAUGAUAUAGUGGGGGUGGAGGACUACAUUGAGGCUUGUGUACAAGACUUGUGCCUCUGUGACCAACCUGAAAUAACCUCCUGCCUCUGUGAUACUUUUGCUGAAUACUCCCGCCAGUGUGCUCAUGCUGGGGGGCACCCUCAAAACUGGAGAACCCCAGAACUGUGCUUCAACACAUGUCCAUACAACAUGGAGUAUCAAGAAUGUGGGUCCCCCUGUACUGACACGUGCACCAAUGCUGAAAGGUCUCAACUCUGUGAAGACCACUGUGUGGAUGGAUGCUUCUGUCCUCCAGGAACUCUAUAUGAUGACAUUAACAGCUCUGGUUGCAUUCCCCUUGAGCAGUGUUCCUGUGUUUACAAUGGCAAAUCCUAUGCUCCAGGGACAACGUAUUCAGAUUACUCCCGUUCUUGUUCCUGCACUGGAGGCCAGUGGAGCUGCACAGAGCUUCCGUGUCCUGGCAUUUGCUCAGUAGAGGGUGGAUCACACAUCUCCACUUACGAUGAAAAACGUUAUAAUGUCCAUGGAGACUGUACUUAUGUUCUCUCUAAGGUCUGUGAAGAAGACACAUUUACCGUUCUGGGAGAAAUCCGCAGGUGUGGCCUAACAGAAACUGAGACAUGCUUAAAGAUGGUAGCCAUAAACAUCAAUGGAGACCAGACUAGCAUUGUGGUCAAGCCUAAUGGUGGUGUGUUUGUAAACUGGAUCUACACUCAGCUUCCUAUCUCAGCAGCUAAUGUGACCAUCUUCAGACCUUCAUCUUUUGUCCUCAUUGUGCAAACAAACUUGGGAAUUCAGAUGGAGAUCCAGCUCGUACCCAUAAUGCAACUGUUUGUUUAUCUAGACCCAUCUUUCAAAGGGAAGACAUGUGGCCUCUGUGGAAACUUUAACAGCCAGCAGACAGAUGACUUCAAAGCUAUAAGUGGUGUGGUGGAAGGAACAGCAGCUGCAUUUGCUAACACCUGGAAAACCCAGGCCGCAUGUCCCAACAUCAAGCAGAAUUUUGAAGAUCCUUGCACGCUCAGCAUUGAAAAUGAAAAAUAUGCCCAGCAUUGGUGUAGAUUACUGACUGAUCCUGCAGGACCUUUUAGCAAAUGCCACCCCUCAGUGAAUCCAGCUGCUUAUCAACAGAACUGCAUGUUUGACACCUGCAACUGUGAGAGAAGUGAAGACUGCAUGUGUGCUGCCCUCUCGUCCUAUGUCAGAGCCUGUGCAGCCAAAGGAAUUCAACUCUCUGGAUGGAGGACCAAUGUCUGUACCAAAUACACCACUUUGUGCCCCAAAUCCCUGAAUUAUAGCUACACCAUCACUUCCUGUCAACCUACCUGCCGAUCUCUGAGUGAACCUGAUGUCACCUGCAAUAUCAGAUUUGUGCCAGUUGAUGGAUGUACAUGUGAAAGUGGAACCUACAUGGAUGACUCUGGAAAAUGUGUGCCUGCUAACCAAUGUCCCUGUUAUUACAGGGGAACACCAGUACUUUCUGGUGAAGUACACCAUGACCUUGGCAUUGUAUGCACUUGUCAUCAAGGGAAGCUGAACUGCAUUGGAGAUGUGGAUUCAAGUAAAGUCUGUGCUGCCCCCAUGGUCUACUUUGACUGCAGAAAUGCCUCUGCAGGCACUACUGGAGCUGAAUGUCAGAAGAGCUGUCAGACUCUUGAUAUGCAGUGUUACAGCACAGAGUGUGUGUCAGGCUGCAUGUGCCCCAGUGGGCUAGUGACAGAUGGUAACGGAGGCUGCAUUGCUAUGGAAGAGUGUCCAUGUAUUCACAACGAUGCCACUUAUAAGCCAGGAGAAAAGAUCAAAGCUGACUGCAACACCUGUGUAUGUAAGAACAGAAUGUGGCAAUGCACUACAGAUCGAUGCCUGGGAACUUGUGCUGUUUAUGGAGAUGGGCAUGUUAUCACCUUUGAUGACAAGCGGUAUAAUUUCAAUGGGAAGUGUGAAUAUACACUAGUCCAGGAUCACUGUGGGCAGAACAACUCCACCCAGGGAACAUUCCGAAUCAUCACUGAAAACGUUCCCUGUGGCACAACUGGAACCACUUGCUCAAAAUCUAUUAAACUGUUCUUGGGGAACUAUGAAUUGAUAUUUAGAGAGGAGCACCAUGAAGUAGUACAAAGAGGUGAUGGAGGUCAGCUACCCUACAGAAUUCGCUACAUGGGCAUUUACUUGGUGGUUGAGACCAACAAUGGACUAAUUCUCUUAUGGGACAAGAAAACAAGUAUAUUUAUCAAACUUAGUGCUAAUUUCAAGGGUCAGGUCUGUGGCUUAUGUGGGAACUACGAUGGCAAUGGAAUUAAUGACUUUACAACCCGGAGCCAGUCUGUAGUAGGUGAUGUACUAGAAUUUGGAAACAGCUGGAAGGUGUCUCCCACUUGUCCGGAUGCCAAAUGCACAAAAGAUCCCUGCUCCAAGAACCCUUACAGAAAAUCCUGGUCACAGAAGCAAUGCAGCAUCAUCAACAGUAAGGCCUUUGCUGCCUGCCACUCUCAGGUUGAACCAACUAAAUAUUAUGAAGCUUGCGUGACUGAUGCCUGUGCCUGUGACACCGGGGGAGACUGUGAAUGCUUUUGUACAGCCGUGGCUGCCUAUGCUCAAGCAUGUAGUGAAUUUGGUGUGUGCAUAUCAUGGAGAUCACCAUCAGUGUGUCCAAUGUUCUGUGACUAUUACAAUGCUGAAGGAGAAUGUGAUUGGCAUUACAAGCCUUGUGGAGCCCCAUGCAUGAAGACAUGUAGGAACCCAAGUGGGAGAUGCCUUCAUCAGUUGCCUGGCUUGGAAGGCUGCUACCCAUACUGUCCAGCAGAUAAGCCCUAUUUCAAUGAAGAUGAGAUGAAAUGUGUUGACGUUUGCGGCUGUUAUGAUGAUUACGGUGACUACCACCCACCAGGAACAACCUUUGAAUCAAGAGAGAACUGUCAAUCCUGCACAUGCACCAGUAAAGGCAACGAGUGCAGCUACAAUGCUGAAGCAUGCUACUGCUAUUAUGAAGGGAAGACAUACGUCUACAAAGAUGUCAUCUACAACACCACAGAUGGCUUGGGCUGGUGCAUGCAAGCAACCUGUGAUGUCAAUGGAACAAUCCACAGAGAACUCUACAAAUGCAAUGAAGUUACCACACCACCAUUUGCGUUUACUACCACUUCAACACCAAGAUCAAUUACAUCAGCAGCAGCAGCAACAACAACAUGUGUCCACAGAGUAUGUGAAUGGACAAAAUGGUAUGAUGUCAGCUACCCAAAAUAUGGGGUAAAUGAUGGAGAUUAUGAAACGCCUGAUAAUAUAAGAGAAAAAGGAUACAGUUUAUGCAAAUUGCCAGAUGAAAUAGAAUGCAGAGCUAAGCACCUCCCAAAUGAAAAGCUAGAGUCACUCAAUCAAAAGCUACAAUGUAACAAGAAAAAUGGACUUAUUUGUAACAAUAAGGAUCAGAUACCACCAAUCUGUAACAACUAUGAAGUAAGAUUCUUAUGCUGUAUGUAUAUACCAUGUGUAACAACAUCCAAACCAAUCACUACCAUCGAAGAAACGACCAUACCAAUAAAAACAUCAAUAACAACCCCUGGAGUUGUUUCCACUGCAACAGCCACAUCUCUGCAAUCCACACCCGUCUCCAAACCAAAGACGACCCUAGCAACCGAGGCCACCACGCCCCAAACCACCGUUGGCACCAUCGGCACCACGACUACUCCCGCACCCCCAGGUUCCACUCCAGGGAUGCCCAGCACCACCUGCCAGCCCAAGUGUCUGUGGACCACGUGGUUUAACACAAAUGUCCCAACAUACGGACCAGAGGGCGGUGACCUGGAGACCUACGAUAGCAUCCGAGCCAAGGGAGGCCUGUUCUGCAAGAACCCUCAACAAAUCCAAUGCCGGGCCGUAAACUACCGUGACGUCAGCCUGCAAUUGCUUGGACAAAAACUCCGGUGCGAGCUUGGCCUUGGACUCGUGUGCAACAAUUCUCAACAGACAGGAAAGUACAAGAUGUGCUACGACUACGAGGUCAAAAUGCUCUGCUGUGACGACUACACACACUGCCAGCCGACGACCACGACACAGAGCACGACAGGGACCAUCCGCACCACAGCUGCAGGAGUCAGCACGACCGGAGCUACCACUCUACCGGCUUCCUCCACGGGUUCCAUGCCGACUCCCCCUCUUCCUACAACCACCCAAAGAACUACUGUGGUGACGACCAGUCCCGCAGUAACACCUGGUUCCACGAUGACUCCCCCUCUUCAGACAACCACUCAGACCACCACAGUGGUGACCACAAGCCCAGCAGAAACACCUGGAAGCUCAACAGCCACAACUCUUGCCACUCUGCUUCCCACUGCCCCACCCUCACAACCAGGCUUGGUCAGCACACCGGCUGUCACCCCUGGAACUGUCCCCACUGUGACAGCCACAUCUCUGCAAUCCACACCCGUCCCCAAACCAAAGACGACCCUAGCGACCGAGGCCACCACGCCCCAAACCACCGUUGGCACCAUCGGCACCACGACUACUCCCGCACCCCCAGGUUCCACUCCAGGGAUGCCCAGCACCACCUGCCAGCCCAAGUGUCUGUGGACCACGUGGUUUAACACAAAUGUCCCAACAUACGGACCAGAGGGCGGUGACCUGGAGACCUACGAUAGCAUCCGAGCCAAGGGAGGCCUGUUCUGCAAGAACCCUCAACAAAUCCAAUGCCGGGCCGUAAACUACCGUGACGUCAGCCUGCAAUUGCUUGGACAGAAACUCCGGUGCGAGCUUGGCCUUGGACUCGUGUGCAACAAUUCUCACCAGACAGGAAAGUACAAGAUGUGCUACGACUACGAGGUCAGAAUGCUCUGCUGUGACGACUACACACACUGCCAGCCGACGACCACGACACAGAGCACGACAGGGACCAUCCGCACCACAGCUGCAGGAGUCAGCACGACCGGAGCUACCACUCUACCGGCUUCCUCCACGGGUUCCAUGCCGACUCCCCCUCUUCCUACAACCACCCAAAGAACUACUGUGGUGACGACCAGUCCAGCAGUAACACCUGGUUCCACGAUGACUCCCCCUCUUCAGACAACCACUCAGACCACCACAGUGGUGACCACAAGCCCAGCAGAAACACCUGGAAGCUCAACAGCCACAACUCUUGCCACUCUGCUUCCCACUGCCCCACCCUCACAACCAGGCUUGGUCAGCACGCCGGCUGUCACCCCUGGAACUCUCCCCACCGUGACAGCCACAUCUCUGCAAUCCACACCCGUCUCCAAACCAAAGACGACCCUAGCGACCGAGGCCACCACGCCCCAAACCACCGUUGGCACCAUCGGCACCACGACUACUCCCGCACCCCCAGGUUCCACUCCAGGGAUGCCCAGCACCACCUGCCAGCCCAAGUGUCUGUGGACCACGUGGUUUAACACAAAUGUCCCAACAUACGGACCAGAGGGCGGUGACCUGGAGACCUACGAUAGCAUCCGAGCCAAGGGAGGCCUGUUCUGCAAGAACCCUCAACAAAUCCAAUGCCGGGCCGUAAACUACCGUGACGUCAGCCUGCAAUUGCUUGGACAGAAACUCCGGUGCGAGCUUGGCCUUGGACUCGUGUGCAACAAUUCUCACCAGACAGGAAAGUACAAGAUGUGCUACGACUACGAGGUCAGAAUGCUCUGCUGUGACGACUACACACACUGCCAGCCGACGACCACGACACAGAGCACGACAGGGACCAUCCGCACCACAGCUGCAGGAGUCAGCACGACGGGGACCAUCCGCACCACAGCUGCAGGAGUCAGCACGACCGGAGCUACCACUCUACCGGCUUCCUCCACGGGUUCCAUGCCGACUCCCCCUCUUCCUACAACCACCCAAAGAACUACUGUGGUGACGACCAGUCCAGCAGUAACACCUGGUUCCACGAUGACUCCCCCUCUUCAGACAACCACUCAGACCACCACAGUGGUGACCACAAGCCCAGCAGAAACACCUGGAAGCUCAACAGCCACAACUCUUGCCACUCUGCUUCCCACUGCCCCACCCUCAAAACCAGGCUUGGUCAGCACGCCGGCUGUCACCCCUGGAACUGUCCCCACCGUGACAGCCACAUCUCUGCAAUCCACACCCGUCUCCAAACCAAAGACGACCCUAGUGACCGAGGCCACCACGCCCCAAACCACCGUUGGCACCAUCGGCACCACGACUACUCCCGCACCCCCAGGUUCCACUCCAGGGAUGCCCAGCACCACCUGCCAGCCCAAGUGUCUGUGGACCACGUGGUUUAACACAAAUGUCCCAACAUACGGACCAGAGGGCGGUGACCUGGAGACCUACGAUAGCAUCCGAGCCAAGGGAGGCCUGUUCUGCAAGAACCCUCAACAAAUCCAAUGCCGGGCCGUAAACUACCGUGACGUCAGCCUGCAAUUGCUUGGACAAAAACUCCGGUGCGAGCUUGGCCUUGGACUCGUGUGCAACAAUUCUCACCAGACAGGAAAGUACAAGAUGUGCUACGACUACGAGGUCAGAAUGCUCUGCUGUGACGACUACAAACACUGCCAGCCGACGACCACGACACAGAGCACGACAGGGACCAUCCGCACCACAGCUGCAGGAGUCAGCACGACCGGAGCUACCACUCUACCGGCUUCCUCCACGGGUUCCAUGCCGACUCCCCCUCUUCCUACAACCACCCAAAGAACUACUGUGGUGACGACCAGUCCAGCAGUAACACCUGGUUCCACGAUGACUCCCCCUCUUCAGACAACCACUCAGACCACCACAGUGGUGACCACAAGCCCAGCAGAAACACCUGGAAGCUCAACAGCCACAACUCUUGCUACUCUGCUUCCCACUGCCCCACCCUCACAACCAGGCUUGGUCAGCACACCGGCUGUCACCCCUGGAACUCUCCCCACCGUGACAGCCACAUCUCUGCAAUCCACACCCGUCUCCAAACCAAAGACGACCCUAGCGACCGAGGCCACCACGCCCCAAACCACCGUUGGCACCAUCGGCACCACGACUACUCCAGCACCCCCAGGUUCCACUCCAGGGAUGCCCAGCACCACCUGCCAGCCCAAGUGUCUGUGGACCACGUGGUUUAACACAAAUGUCCCAAAAUACGGACCAGAGGGCGGUGACCUGGAGACCUACGAUAGCAUCCGAGCCAAGGGAGGCCUGUUCUGCAAGAACCCUCAACAAAUCCAAUGCCGGGCCGUAAACUACCGUGACAUCAGCCUGCAAUUGCUUGGACAGAAACUCCGGUGCGAGCUUGGCCUUGGACUCGUGUGCAACAAUUCUCACCAGACAGGAAAGUACAAGAUGUGCUACGACUACGAGGUCAGAAUGCUCUGCUGUGACGACUACACACACUGCCAGCCGACGACCACGACACAGAGCACGACAGGGACCAUCCGCACCACAGCUGCAGGAGUCAGCACGACCGGAGCUACCACUCUACCGGCUUCCUCCACGGGUUCCAUGCCGACUCCCCCUCUUCCUACAACCACCCAAAGAACUACUGUGGUGACGACCAGCCCAGCAGUAACACCUGGUUCCACGAUGACUCCCCCUCUUCAGACAACCACUCAGACCACCACAGUGGUGACCACAAGCCCAGCAGAAACACCUGGAAGCUCAACAGCCACAACUCUUGCCACUCUGCUUCCCACUGCCCCACCCUCACAACCAGGCUUGGUCAGCACGCCGGCUGUCACCCCUGGAACUGUCCCCACCGUGACAGCCACAUCUCUGCAAUCCACACCCGUCUCCAAACCAAAGACGACCCUAGCGACCGAGGCCACCACGCCCCAAACCACCGUCAUCACCACGACUACCCCAGCACCCCCAGGUUCCACUCCAGGGACAACCAUCGAGACCGCCGCAACCAUGCCCCAAACCACCAUAAGCACAAAAUAUUCCACACUGACUUCCCCUGUUCAUGUAACCACUCAGACAACCACAGUGGUGACCACAAGCCCAGCAGAAACACCUGGAAGCUCAACAGCCACAACUCUUGCCACUCUGCUUCCCACUGCCCCACCCUCACAACCAGGCUUGGUCAGCACACCGGCUGUCAUCCCUGGAACUGUCCCCACCGUGACAGCCACAUCUCUGCAAUCCACACCCGUCUCCAAACCAAAGACGACCCUAGCGACCGAGGCCACCACGCCCCAAACCACCGUUGGCACCAUCGGCACCACGACUACUCCCGCACCCCCAGGAUCCACUCCAGGGAUGCCCAGCACCACCUGCCAGCCCAAGUGUCUGUGGACCACGUGGUUUAACACAAAUGUCCCAACAUACGGACCAGAGGGCGGUGACCUGGAGACCUACGAUAGCAUCCGAGCCAAGGGAGGCCUGUUCUGCAAGAACCCUCAACAAAUCCAAUGCCGGGCCGUAAACUACCGUGACGUCAGCCUGCAAUUGCUUGGACAAAAACUCCGGUGCGAGCUUGGCCUUGGACUCGUGUGCAACAAUUCUCAACAGACAGGAAAGUACAAGAUGUGCUACGACUACGAGGUCAAAAUGCUCUGCUGUGACGACUACACACACUGCCAGCCGACGACCACGACACAGAGCACGACAGGGACCAUCCGCACCACAGCUGCAGGAGUCAGCACGACCGGAGCUACCACUCUACCGGCUUCCUCCACGGGUUCCAUGCCGACUCCCCUUCUUCCUACAACCACCCAAAGAACUACUGUGGUGACGACCAGUCCAGCAGUAACACCUGGUUCCACAAUGACUCCCCCUCUUCAGACAACCACUCAGACCACCACAGUGGUGACCACAAGCCCAGCAGAAACACCUGGAAGCUCAACAGCCACAACUCUUGCCACUCUGCUUCCCACUGCCCCACCCUCACAACCAGGCUUGGUCAGCACGCCGGCUGUCACCCCUGGAACUGUCCCCACCGUGACAGCCACAUCUCUGCAAUCCACACCCGUCUCCAAACCAAAGACGACCCUAGCGACCGAGGCCACCACGCCCCAAACCACCGUUGGCACCAUCGGCACCACGACUACUCCCGCACCCCCAGGUUCCACUCCAGGGAUGCCCAGCACCACCUGCCAGCCCAAGUGUCUGUGGACCACGUGGUUUAACACAAAUGUCCCAACAUACGGACCAGAGGGCGGUGACCUGGAGACCUACGAUAGCAUCCGAGCCAAGGGAGGCCUGUUCUGCAAGAACCCUCAACAAAUCCAAUGCCGGGCCGUAAGCUACCGUGACGUCAGCCUGCAAUUGCUUGGACAGAAACUCCGGUGCGAGCUUGGCCUUGGACUCGUGUGCAACAAUUCUCACCAGACAGGAAAGUACAAGAUGUGCUACGACUACGAGGUCAGAAUGCUCUGCUGUGACGACUACACACACUGCCAGCUGACGACCACGACACAGAGCACGACAGGGACCAUCCGCACCACAGCUGCAGGAGUCAGCACGACGGGGACCAUCCGCACCUCAGCUGCAGGAGUCAGCACGACCGGAGCUACCACUCUACCGGCUUCCUCCACGGGUUCCAUGCCGACUCCCCCUCUUCCUACAACCACCCAAAGAACUACUGUGGUGACGACCAGUCCAGCAGUAACACCUGGUUCCACGAUGACUCCCCCUCUUCAGACAACCACUCAGACCACCACAGUGGUGACCACAAGCCCAGCAGAAACACCUGGAAGCUCAACAGCCACAACUCUUGCCACUCUGCUUCCCACUGCCCCACCCUCACAACCAGGCUUGUUCAGCACGCCGGCUGUCACCCCUGGAACUGUCCCCACCGUGACAGCCACAUCUCUGCAAUCCACACCCGUCUCCAAACCAAAGACGACCCUAGCGACCGAGGCCACCACGCCCCAAACCACCGUUGGCACCAUCGGCACCACGACUACUCCCGCACCCCCGGGUUCCACUCCAGGGAUGCCCAGCACCACCUGCCAGCCCAAGUGUCUGUGGACCACGUGGUUUAACACAAAUGUCCCAACAUACGGACCAGAGGGCGGUGACCUGGAGACCUACGAUAGCAUCCGAGCCAAGGGAGGCCUGUUCUGCAAGAACCCUCAACAAAUCCAAUGCCGGGCCGUAAACUACCGUGACGUCAGCCUGCAAUUGCUUGGACAAAAACUCCAGUGCGAGCUUGGCCUUGGACUCGUGUGCAACAAUUCUCAACAGACAGGAAAGUACAAGAUGUGCUACGACUACGAGGUCAGAAUGCUCUGCUGUGACGACUAUACACACUGCCAGCCGACGACCACGACACAGAGCACGACAGGGACCAUCCGCACCACAGCUGCAGGAGUCAGCACGACCGGAGCUACCACUCUACCGGCUUCCUCCACGGGUUCCAUGCCGACUCCCCCUAUUCCUACAACCACCCAAAGAACUACUGUGGUGACGACCAGUCCAGCAGUAACACCUGGUUCCACGAUGACUCCCCCUCUUCAGACAACCACUCAGACCACCACAGUGGUGACCACAAGCCCAGCAGAAACACCUGGAAGCUCAACAGCCACAACUCUUGCCACUCUGCUUCCCACUGCCCCACCCUCACAACCAGGCUUGGUCAGCACACCGGCUGUCACCCCUGGAACUGUCCCCACCGUGACAGCCACAUCUCUGCAAUCCACACCCGUCUCCAAACCAAAGACGACCCUAGCGACCGAGGCCACCACGCCCCAAACCACCAUCGGCACCAUCGGCACCACGACUACUCCCGCACCCCCAGGUUCCACUCCAGGGAUGCCCAGCACCACCUGCCAGCCCAAGUGUCUGUGGACCACGUGGUUUAACACAAAUGUCCCAACAUACGGACCAGAGGGCGGUGACCUGGAGACCUACGAUAGCAUCCGAGCCAAGGGAGGCCUGUUCUGCAAGAACCCUCAACAAAUCCAAUGCCGGGCCGUAAACUACCAUGACGUCAGCCUGCAAUUGCUUGGACAGAAACUCCGGUGCGAGCUUGGCCUUGGACUCGUGUGCAACAAUUCUCACCAGACAGGAAAGUACAAGAUGUGCUACGACUACGAGGUCAAAAUGCUCUGCUGUGACGACUACACACACUGCCAAGGGACAACCACGACACAGAGCACGACAGGGACCAUCCGCACCACAGCUGCAGGAGUCAGCACGACCGGAGCUACCACUCUACCGGGUUCCUCCAUGGGUUCCAUGCCGACUCCCCCUCUUCCUACAACCACCCAAAGAACUACUGUGGUGACGACCAGCCCAGCAGUAACACCUGGUUCCACGAUGACUCCCCCUCUUCAGACAACCACUCAGACCACCACAGUGGUGACCACAAGCCCAGCAGAAACACCUGGAAGCUCAACAGCCACAACUCUUGCCACUCUGCUUCCCACUGCCCCACCCUCACAACCAGGCUUGGUCAGCACACCGGCUGUCACCCCUGGAACUGUCCCCACCGUGACAGCCACAUCUCUGCAAUCCACACCCGUCUCCAAACCAAAGACGACCCUAGCGACCGAGGCCACCACGCCCCAAACCACCGUCAGCACCAUGACUACCCCAGCACCCCCAGGUUCCACUCCAGGGACAACCCUCGAGACCGCCGCAACCAUGCCCCAAACCACCAUAAGCACAAAAUAUUCCACACUGACUUCCCCUGUUCAUGUAACCACUCAGACCACCACAGUGGUGACCACAAGCCCAGCAGAAACACCUGGAAGGUCAACAGCCACAACUCUUGCCACUCCGCUUCCCACUGCCCCACCCUCACAACCAGGCUUGGUCAGCACGCCGGCUGUCACCCCUGGAACUGUCCCCACCGUGACAGCCACAUCUCUGCAAUCCACACCCGUCUCCAAACCAAAGACGACCCUAGCGACCGAGGCCACCACGCCCCAAACCACCGUUGGCACCAUCGGCACCACGACUACUCCCGCACCCCCAGGUUCCACUCCAGGAAUGCCCAGCACCACCUGCCAGCCCAAGUGUCUGUGGACCACGUGGUUUAACACAAAUGUCCCAACAUACGGACCAGAGGGCGGUGACCUGGAGACCUACGAUAGCAUUCGAGCCAAGGGAGGCCAGUUCUGCAAGAACCCUCAACAAAUCCAAUGCCGGGCCGUAAACUACCGUGACGUCAGCCUGCAAUUGCUUGGACAGAAACUCCGGUGCGAGCUUAGCCUUGGACUCGUGUGCAACAAUUCUCACCAGACAGGAAAGUACAAGAUGUGCUACGACUACGAGGUCAGAAUGCUCUGCUGUGACGACUAUACACACUGCCAGCCGACAACCACGACACAGAGCACGACAGGGACCACCCGCACCACAGCUGCAGGAGUCAGCACGACCGGAGCUACCACUCUACCGGCUUCCUCCACGGGUUCCAUGCCGACUCCCCCUCUUCCUACAACCACCCAAAGAACUACUGUGGUGACGACCAGCCCAGCAGUAACACCUGGUUCCACGAUGACUCCCCCUUUUCAGACAACCACUCAGACCACCACAGUGGUGACCACAAGCCCAGCAGAAACACCUGGAAGCUCAACAGCCACAACUCUUGCCACUCUGCUUCCCACUGCCCCACCCUCACAACCAGGCUUGGUCAGCACGCCGGCUGUCACCCCUGGAACUGUCCCCACCGUGACAGCCACAUCUCUGCAAUCCACACCCGUCUCCAAACCAAAGACGACCCUAGCGACCGAGGCCACCACGCCCCAAACCACCGUCAGCACCACGACUACCCCCGUACCCCCAGGUUCCACUCCAGGGACAACCAUCGAGACCGCCGCAACCAUGCCCCAAACCACCAUAAGCACAAAAUAUUCCACACUGACUUCCCCUGUUCAUGUAUCCACUCAGACCACCACAGUGGUGACCACAAGCCCAGCAGAAACACCUGGUUCCACGAUGACUCCCCCUCUUCAGACAACCACUCAGACCACCACAGUGGUGACCACAAGCCCAGCAGAAACACCUGGAAGGUCAACAGCCACAACUCUUGCCACUCCGCUUCCCACUGCCCCACCCUCACAACCAGGCUUGGUCAGCACGCCGGCUGUGACCCCUGGAACUGUCCCCACCGUGACAGCCACAUCUCUGCAAUCCACACCCGUCUCCAAAGCAAAGACGACCCUAGCGACCGAGGCCACCACGCCCCAAACCACCGUCAGCACCACGGCUACCCCCGCACCCCCAGGUUCCACUCCAGGGACAACCAUCGAGACCGCCGCAACCAUGCCCCAAACCACCAUAAGCACAAAAUAUUCUACACUGACUUCCCCUGUUCAUGUAACUACCCACACCACCACAUUGGUGUCCAGAACUCCAGCAGAAACGCCCAGUAGCUCAAGGGCCACAACUCUUGCCACUCUUCUUCCCACCGUCCCCCCCACUCAACCAGCCUUGGUCAGCACACCAGCAGUCACCUCUGAAACUGUCUCCACCGUGACAGCCACAUCUCUCCAAUCCACACCCAUCUCCAAACCGAUGACAACCAUAGUGAGCGAGGCCACUACACCCCAAACCACCAUUAAAACCAUUGGAACCACAACUCCUCCUACACCCCCGGGUUCCACUUCUGGGACGCUCAGCACCACUUGCCAACCUAAAUGUCGGUGGACCGCGUGGUUUGACAUGAACGACCCAACGUCCGAUAAAGAUGGUGGCGAUCUGGAGACCUACGAUAGCAUCCGAGCCAAUGGUGGCCAGUUCUGUGACAACCCGCAAGAUAUUGAGUGCCGGGCUGAAAAGCACCCUGAUGUCAGCCUGGACAUCCUUGGACAGAAACUCCGGUGCGAGCUUGGCCUUGGACUCGUGUGCAACAAUUCUGACCAGACAGGAAAUUACACGAUGUGCUACAACUACCAGGUCAGAUUCCGCUGUUGUGAUGACUACACACACUGCCAGCUGACAACCACGACACAGAGCACAACAGGGACCACCCUCACUACAGUUGCAAGAGUCAGCACAACCAGCGCUACUACUCUCCCAGCUUCCUCCACGGGUUCCAUACCGACUCCCCCUCUUCCUACAACCACCCAAAGAACUACUGUGGUGACGACCAGCCCAGCAGUAACACCUGGUUCCACGAUGACUCCCUCUCUUCAGACAACCACUCAGACCACCACAGUGGUGACCACAAGCCCAGCAGAAACACCUGGAAGGUCAACAGCCACAACUCUUGCCACUCUGCUUCCCACUGCCCCACCCUCACAACCAGGCUUGGUCAGCACCCCGGCUGUCACCCCUGGAACUGUCCCCACCGUGACAGCCACAUCUCUGCAAUCCACACCCGUCUCCAAACCAAUAUCAACCAUAGCAACUGAGGCGACAUCAUCCCAAACCAUCGCCAGCACAGUUGCCCUGCUGACUACUCUAAAGCCUGCUAUUUCCACUCUUUUACCCACUUUUUCAAGUCCUGGGACGGUCACCAAAACUCCUAUUUCAUCAAUUUCUUCAGCAUCAAGUACAAUUAUCACUCCCACAGGUUCUACAGAAGGAACUGCACCUUUUACUUUAAGCACAACAACUCCAUGUUUCUGUCACGUAUCUGGAAUCACUGGUGGUUUAUUUUCCCCUGGGGAAGUAAUAUAUAAUCGGACUGAUAGUUCUGGAUGCAGUUUUUAUGCAAUUUGCAGCAAGACCUGUGAUGUUGAGAGAUCCCAGACAUGCGCUUCAACAACUCCUUCCCUUCCAACACCACCACCAUUUACAACUGAAGGAACAUCAUCUGCUCCAUCAACCCUGCACACCUCUUCAGCUGUACCAACAACACAAGCAACCGUAUCACCCUCAACUCCUCAAACUGAUUGUUUUAAUACUGAACCACCUAGAAAGUUCAAUGAAACUUGGAUGUUAAAUAACUGCACUAUGGCUAUUUGUGAAGGAAACAACAGAAUUGUUAUGGUGCCUCUGCCACAUGAAGAGAAGAUAACAUGUGCAAGUGGACUCUCACCUAUAAAAAUAGAAGACAAGGAUGGCUGUAUCAAAUAUGAGUGCGAAUGUAUUUGCAAUGGCUGGGACAAUUCUCAAUAUAUGACUUUUGAUGGCACUUCUUACACCUUCUUUGAUGAUUGUACCUAUAUCCUGGUGAAAGAGAUUGUGGCUGGAAAAGGAAACUUCAGUGUUUUGGUUGACAAUGGCUUCUGUAAUGCUCAAUCCUGUUCUAGAUCCAUCAUUGUAAAUUACAAUUCUAUACAAAUAGUACUAAGUAGCCAAAUACAUGAAGGAAUAAGAACUAACAAGGUUAUUUUCAACAAAAAAGUAGUCAAUGGAAGCUUCAGCAAGGAUGGUAUUUUAGUUAACAGUGCUGGUACUUCCAUGAGUGUUAACAUCCUCGACAUCCAGGCUUUUAUUUCUUUUGAUGGACUCACCUUCACAAUAAAACUCCCAUUCCAAAUGUUUCAACACAACACAGAAGGCCAGUGUGGGGUUUGUUCAAAUGACCAGUCAGAUGACUGCCGCCUGCCCAGUGGCCAUGAAGCUUCCUCUUGCUCAGAAAUGGCUUCCUCCUGGAAGGUUUAUGAUGAGACCAAGCCCUAUUGUGAAGGGACACGGGCACCAACUGUGUCAAGUUCACCUGUGACAAGCACAACACUUGCACCCUGCGUAUCUCCACUGUGUGAACUGAUUGUGAGCGAUACCUUUGCAGCCUGCCAUAAAGUUCUGCCUCCCACAGUAUUCUAUAAUGCCUGCCUCUCUGAAGCAUGUCAGAGCACCAAUGACACCAAUGAAUCCCAGACAUGUUACCAUGUGGAGACAUAUGCUUCCCUUUGCACAGCUAAAGGUUUUUGUAGUGACUGGAGAAAUGAAACCGAAGGGAAAUGCGCAUACUAUUGCCCGAAAGACAAGGUGUACGAUGCAUGUGGUCCUAUUCAUCCUGCCACCUGUGAUGAUAAAGGACAAGCUAACAAUGUUACUGAACAUGUUACUGAAGGAUGCUUCUGUCCUGAGGGCAAAAUCCUGUUCAAUUCAUACACUGACAUCUGUGUCCCAUGGCCAGGAUGUGCUUGUGUGGGACCAGAUGGAUUGCCCAAACUGCCUGGUGACAAAUGGAAGAGCAACUGUAAAGAGUGUGUCUGUGACCAGUUGUCUCUGAAUGUACAGUGUAAGCCAGUGGUCUGUCAGACACCUGAACCAGACAGAUGUGAGGAGGAAGGGUUCAUACCUGUCCCUGUGCUGACAGCAGAAGACCCAUGCUGUCCAGUUAUUCAAUGCCAAUGCAAUGUUAGUGCCUGCUCCAACAAGAAUAAAACUUGUGAACCUGGAUACAAGUUAGUCUCAGUCUAUUCUGAAGGAGCCUGCUGUGCCAGCAUCACAUGUGAACCAAUCCCAGAUGUCUGUGUGGUCAAUGGAACAGUUUACCAGCCUGAAACGCCCAUUCCUGUUCCAAGUGGUUCUUGUGAAACAUGCACCUGUAGUUCUGGAGAGAACCCAGACUCCUACUUUGUAAAGUGUACACCAGUUACAUGUGAUACAGCCUGUCCAAAGGGUUACGAGUACCAGGCAGAGGCUGGACAGUGUUGUGGGAAGUGCAUCCAGGUGGCUUGCAUUGUCAGAUUUAAUGACACCACUGAGUUGCUUAAGCCUGGUGAUAUCUGGCAGUCAGAAACUAACAACUGCAGUCGAUACGAAUGUGAGGAAAUUGAAAACGAACUUGUUUUAGUCAACGUUACAAUAAAAUGCCCCUUCUUUGAUCCAAAGGAGUGUGAUCCUAAUGAAAUUGAGCUCGCUCCUGAUGGCUGCUGUAAAACAUGCAAACCAUUGAAAGACUGCAAAGUUCGAAAGAAUCCAACUCUUAUCCGUCAAAAUGAGUGCAUAUCUUCUGAAGUUGUAGAAAUGACAUACUGUGAAGGAGCUUGUCCAAGUUCUUCAGUAUAUUCCAGUGAGGCAAAGGCAAUGCAGCACAAAUGUACCUGCUGCCAGGAGCUCAAGAGCCACAGGGAAGAGGUGACCUUGACGUGCCAGGAUGGCAGCAGCAUCAAUUAUGACUACAUCUAUGUGGACGAGUGCCAGUGCAUGACUGCAUGCAUCCCGGGAACCACAAUCCCAGUUUAGCUAGGGGAAAGAGAAGAAGAGUAUGCAUCCAUCCCAUCAUAAAGACUCCAACAAGCUCUAAAGCAACUAAAAGCAGUCACCACAAAGAAGAAAUGAUCUGUACAUCUGCUGCAGCUUGACUCUUUGGCUUUCAACUAUUGUCAUGCCUUUUUUUUUUCAUAUAGAGAUUUUGAAGUCCUAGAAUAACUAAAUAUCAGUUAUUUUAUUUUAUGUUUAAAACAAUAUCAAUUCAGAGUGGAGAAGUCUGAAACUUUACCCUGUUAUCACUGUGAACUGGCUUUUUAAUAUCUCUCACUAUGUCCCUGGAACAGUCAGUAGUGGCUUUUUCUUGGUCCACCGCCUAACAAAUUAAUGUCCUUUUUACUAUUUAAGAAAGCCCAGCCAUUCCAGCUAGCUGUUUGCAGAAUGAGUGUAUUCAGAAAAUCCACCAAGGAACCUUAAAAAUACAAUAAAGGAUGAUAGUGAUAUAGAACAUUUGUAUUGAAAACCAAACUCUCAUACUUUUUUCUGUGCUUUGCUAUUUAUUUGUGGCUACAGCCAUUUCUAAUACUAAGCAUCAUUUUCUGAAGAAGCGUUCUUUUGUACAGUAUCAACAGUCACCUGACUAGCAAAAAUACAGCUGCUUCCUUAUGUAUCUCUGUUUCUUAAGAUUAAUAAAAAAUUGUAAGCAUG
Molecule: messenger RNA, 18423 nt
Organism: Hemicordylus capensis (graceful crag lizard)
Lineage: Eukaryota; Metazoa; Chordata; Lepidosauria; Squamata; Cordylidae
Product: mucin-5B-like
Exons: 49
Coding region: 1-17751 (5916 amino acids)
Cellular component (GO): extracellular matrix
Molecular function (GO): protein binding
Source: RefSeq, a predicted model, not a curated record